Messenger RNA from Cyprinus carpio (common carp), 2960 nucleotides. Its product is annotated as protein GPR107-like. Gene Ontology annotation, biological process: transport. The transcript has 6 exons. Gene Ontology annotation, cellular component: membrane; Golgi apparatus. The record is from RefSeq and is a predicted model, not a curated record. NCBI's taxonomy places the organism in Eukaryota, Metazoa, Chordata, Actinopteri, Cypriniformes, Cyprinidae. The coding region runs from base 702 to 1328 and encodes 208 amino acids.
AUGAUCUACAGGUAGAUAACCAGUAAUUUAUUCGGAGAAUGUCGGGACUACAUUCUGUUUUGUAGGGGAGAAUGUGGGGAAAUCUAGAAUAUACAUUGAUAGAAUAGUAUAAUUGUUAUAAGAUAAUUGUGAGUUAAAAGCUAGACCCCCCCCCCAUGUAAUAGUUUUUGUAAUUUCAGUUAUUUUAUUAAUAAUGGUUAUUUAAUUAUUCAGUACAUGCAUGUCAAUUUGUAGUAUACAGCUAUGUGAUGGGUGUCCAGUUGGUGGCAGUAAGCCAGAGAGAAACCCCCCCCGGAGAAAAACCUAGAAAAGAAAAGUUAGUUCACGCGAGGUUUUGAACGAGACUAUCAGUAUUGAGUCAUGUUGUACUGUGUGGUACGGAGCUGUUGCGAAUGACGCUGGCUGAAUAAAAGAACCCAACCAAAACACACGCUUGUUCAUUCCUUCAAGUGUGCUACAGUCAUCCUAUUGAAGGCUGGGCCGUCGUGUACUACAUCACACACCUGUGCGUAUCACACCUCUUCCUUCCUUCUGCUUCUCGCGGUUAGAGAUCGGCGAGUGUGGAUGCUGUCAGAGUCAUGAGAGUGUGAUGUGUGUGUGUCAGGCUGAAGGGGGCUCUUCUGUUCAUCAGGCUGGCUCUCAUCGGCACCGGCUUUGCCUUCGUUAAAUGCAUCCUGUCGGACAAAGAGAAGAGGAUCUUCAUGAUUGUCAUUCCUCUGCAGGUUCUGGCUAACGUGUCCUAUAUCAUCAUCGAGGAGACGGAGGAGAGCGCGAGUGAAUACACUCUCCGGAGGGAGAUCCUGUUCCUGGUGGAUCUCAUCUGCUGCGGAGCCGUCCUGUUUCCUGUCAUCUGGUGCGUUUCUGAGCGUCACACUCGGGGUGUGCUGAUAUUUACGGUUAUUAAAUGUGUUUGUCUGUGUGUUUCUGUGUCUAACAGGUCCAUCCGACACCUGCAGGAGGCUUCAAACACGGACGGCAAAGGAGAUGCCAUGAACCUGGAGAAGUUAAAGCUCUUCAGACAUUAUUAUGUGAUGAUCAUGUGUUAUAUCUACUUCACGCGUAUCAUCGCGAUUCUGCUGAAGCUCACUGUGCCUUUCCAGUGUCAGUGGUGUCACGAGUUUUUAGUGGAGGUUUCUACUCUGAUCUUCCUCGUCUUGACGGGAUUCAAGUUCCGUCCGGCAUUAAAUAACCCGUAUCUCCAGCUGCCUCAGGACGAGGAGGACCAGGAGAUGGAUGAAGUUAUAACGGAAUCCGGAGCGCUGGAGGGCAUCCACAAGGUGAAGAAAAUAUCUAAUGGCCGAGAGAGACAGAGAGAGGUUGUGUUGUGAGUGUCAUAUCAGAGAGGGCGGAGCCUGGACUCUCAAACCCCUCCCCUUCCUGAGGUUGCUGUCAUGGUGCCCACAGACUCACUAUGCAAGUGAAAAAAGACGGAAUGGAAAAAAUGUGUGAGAAUAAAGCGCAGCAGACACCAUUUCCGUGAGAGAGAAUGAGCUGUUUUUCCUAUACAGACUCUGUAACGGUAGACGGAGAUAACGGUACACGGACUGAAUCUCAUGCUCUGGUGUACAGUAAUGAUGUGGUCACUGCUCUAUCUGUUAAUUUGUGCGCUCAUUCCUUCCUUCAUUCCAAAGAUGUACAAUCAUUAUAGUGGAUGUGUGCAAAUAAUUUGAUUUUAGCCUUCUUUUAUUUCCUAAUCUCUUUAUUAUUUAACUGAAGCAGUUUGAUGCUAUUGUUUGUAUAUCAAGGUUUUUCUGUUCAUUUUUGAUUCGACGGCUGUUGGCUAGUGUAAAUAAGGCGCGCUGGUACAGAUGCUUCAUAACACAGGUUGGUUAUCGUGACGCUGGUUACACUAAAGAUCUGGAGAACGUUCAUCUGAUUAAAACAGAGAACCAAACACAACGUGUUUUCUUAGACUAAAUGUCAGAUUUUCUGGUGUUGUAUAUUUGUUUAAAGAGGUCAUAUGAUGCUGCUAAAAAGAACAUUAUUUUGUGUAUUUGGUGUAAUAAAAUGUGUUUAUGUGGUUUAAGGUUCAAGAAACACAUUAUUUUCAAUAUACUUAUUAUUAUUAUUGUUUCUCCUCUAUGCCCCGCCUUCUGAAACGCAUCGAUUUUCAAAGGCUAAUCGCUCUGAAAAGUGUGUGACGGAAAUGUUACGCCUCUUAACACUGUGAUGCCUUGUCCGGCCGGAGCAACGAGACAUAAACAUAAAACCCAUUAUAAACAUGAUAUAAACAUGAUUUUUAGUCGUGUCCUCUUUUGGAAGGACAAACAAAGUAGUUUCGCUUUCACAGUGAAACACACAGCGUCUAUACAACAUGACGGCAGCGGCAACGACAACAAUACAACGAGAACAGAAGGUACACCUUCUUUCUUUGCGUGAACAUCUGGGCGGUGUUAUGCAAAUCUUCCCACAUAGUGACAUAGAGAUGUGGGGCGUGUCAGAACGAGACGUUUCAGGGGGCGUGAAAUCAUAUGACCCCUUUAAAAGAGGCCAGGUCCAUGACUAUAAUGUGUCCUGGAUGAAGCUGAAUGUUCCUGAGAGUUUACUAAAACAACAUUCAGUCGUGCAACAUAACAUUUAUGUGCUUUAUUUUGUUAUAUUUUACUCAUGGCUUCUACUCUGUGAUUUACCCUCCUUUAUCUAACUAAACAGAUAUUGAUAUACAGUUAUAAAUGAAGGAUUAACCGCAUUUACAUCGCGUAUUACUACGAACGCGACAACUGCAUCGCUGCCGUUAAAACUAACGGUCUCCGCUGAAAGCGCGGGAAGCUUCCGGCAUUCAAAUGGCGUUGUUGUUUAGACUUGACAACCUCUCCUGAACGCCACUCCAGUUUUCCCGCGCAAUGCUUCUAAACUGGCUUAAAUUUCCACAAACUGUCAGAGAAAUGUCGUGCUUGAUUAAUGUUGCUGGUUUAUCAGGCUAAUUGUGUUCAAGUGUGAAAUAAAUCAAAUGACUUAAA